AUGGAGCGGAGCCAAUUGGCCAAGCGGUUGGUAAAUCUUACCUUGGGAAAACCCCGCAUUGAGGCUUACUCCAUGGGGUUGAACAUAUUAGCAGGCGUCUAUGGUUCGGCAGGAUGGGCGUCAGCAUACGGACUGGAUUAUAUCCUCGGAUGUGCAGAUGCGGAUUCGACAUGGUUUUCCUUCCUCUGGCUGGGGAAUCGGGGUGAUAGAUGGGCAUAG
Molecule: messenger RNA, 219 nt
Organism: Botrytis fragariae
Lineage: Eukaryota; Fungi; Ascomycota; Leotiomycetes; Helotiales; Sclerotiniaceae
Exons: 2
Coding region: 1-219 (72 amino acids)
Source: RefSeq, a predicted model, not a curated record